Messenger RNA from Macrosteles quadrilineatus (aster leafhopper), 2235 nucleotides. RefSeq names its product prohibitin-2-like. NCBI's taxonomy places the organism in Eukaryota, Metazoa, Arthropoda, Insecta, Hemiptera, Cicadellidae. The transcript is spliced from 8 exons. Bases 166 to 1158 code for a protein of 330 amino acids. Gene Ontology annotation, biological process: mitochondrion organization. Gene Ontology annotation, cellular component: mitochondrion; membrane. The record is from RefSeq and is a predicted model, not a curated record.
UGUGCUUCACGAUCACGAUUUGGUCGAGCCUUGCAUCAUUCUUGUUUUAGGGAAUGGGAAAAUUAAGCAUUUAAACCGAUUUAAAAGUUUAGUUCAAAUAUUAAUUAUAGUUAAAACGCACAUAACAAGUUUUUGUUGGUUGGAGUGUAACAUAUUUAGUCGAAAAUGGCUCAAUCUAAAUUGAACGAUAUGGCGAAUAAAUUUGGAGGUAACCCCAAAGGCUUAGGGACCGGACUAAAAGUUCUUGCUGCAGCCGGCGCUGCCGUUUAUGCUGUUAGUCAGUCAAUGUUCACAGUUGAAGGUGGCCACAGAGCUAUAAUUUUCAAUAGGAUUGGUGGAGUCCAAAACGACAUCUACACUGAGGGUCUGCACUUUAGAAUUCCAUGGUUCCAAUAUCCAAUAAUUUAUGACAUUAGGUCUAGGCCAAGGAAGAUAUCGUCACCCACUGGUUCCAAAGAUCUGCAGAUGGUUUCCAUCGGACUGAGAGUGCUGUCACGACCCAACGCAACCAAGCUCCCUGACAUGUACAGACAAUUGGGUUUAGACUAUGAUGAGAAAGUGCUGCCUUCCAUCUGCAAUGAAGUCCUCAAGUCUGUCGUUGCCAAAUUUAAUGCAUCUCAACUCAUCACCAUGAGACAGCAGGUUUCGCUCAAAGUGAGGCAAGAACUGAUAGAGAGAGCGCAAGACUUCAACAUUAUCCUUGAUGAUGUUUCUAUUACUGAAUUGAGUUUUGGAAAGGAAUACACAGCUGCUGUUGAAUCAAAACAGGUAGCUCAACAAGAGGCCCAGAGGGCAGUUUUCGUCGUAGAAAGAGCCAAGCAGGAGAAACAACAGAAAAUCUUCCAAGCAGAAGGAGAGGCAGAAGCUGCCAAAAUGUUGGGUCAGGCAGUCGGCAUGAAUCCUGGUUAUCUCAAGCUGCGAAAGAUCAGAGCUGCCCAGAGCAUCGCACGAACUAUCGCCAACUCUCAGAACAAGGUAUACCUCAGUGGUUCCGCCCUCAUGCUGAACAUCAGUGAUCCCGCUUUCGACGACCUCAGUAAUAAACUUAAAAGCCCUCGAUCAAGCUAUCCCCAGCACAGUUCUGGCCCUGACUCGGAGGAGACAGUCGCAGACACCGUACAACAAACUGCCGCUCAAAUCGUCAACAGUCGCUCUUAACUUUAGGCUUUUUACAAUCUUAGACGCAUUUCUUAACACUAACUUAUCAGAGGAUAACAGUUCAAUUGAAUCGAAGGGCUUAUCAUUACUGUAAAUUGGUAAUAAUUUUAACAUUAUCCAGAUAUACGCCAACAUCACUGUGGAUAUUUUACGUAUAGGUCCUAACCUAUUUGAUUUAUUGGCUUUUUCAUGAUGGAAUGGCCUCUGGAUCGUCUGAAUGAAUUAAUACAGGUUUAGAUUACCUGUUUGCUGUCAAAACAAUACUUAAUGGUAGUACGAUGACUACAGCUGUUUCCUGUUUUUUAAAGAAAGUACGAAACAGCUGUAAUCGUCGUACUACAAGGAUCAUUUUGACAGCAAACAGGUAAUCUAAACCUAUUUUAGUAUUGGCAUUUGAUCUGUACCAUUUUAGAUCAAGUAAUAUUAAUUUUUAUCUUUUUGGUUUAGCUUAUUUGCCAUAUUUUUGUUUUGCUAAAAGCAGCUUUAGUGGAUGCUAUUCUCCCCUUCAAGCUAUAACCCCCUUGUGUGCUAUAUUUUAAAUAAUUAAGUACUUCUCACAAUUCUAUCUUUCUUCCACUCUCUGUCUUAAAUAAUCUACUAUCAAUAUUUUCAAUGCCUUUCAAAAUAUUUUAUUCAAAUUUCUACAGUUUUAUCUCUUCAACACUUGACUUUAAUCAUUCAGCUUUCUUCUUUUAUAUGUUCUCAAAAGUUUUGAACAAUCUUUUUGACCUAUGAAGUUCAACUUCAUAAAAAUAUUUCUACCCAAAGCUUUUAAUUGAUUAAUUACUGAUUCAUUUGUUUUAUUGUUGCCAAAGCUAGAAGUGAAUGUGGUUAGCUUUAAUUUAAUAAAUCUUAGCAUAUCAGUGCUUUGCAAUUAAAGUGGUGUAAUGGCAGUAAUUUAAAAAUACUGUAUGACCAAAGAACAGUGCUAGUUGUAACUUAAAAGAGAUUUGUGUUUUGUGGUGUAUGAGUCAACGUAUUUAGUGAAUGAAUUAUGAAACAAUAAGAAUUGUACUGUUAGAAAUAAUAUAUAUGUGUACGAAAGUCAUAAGACAUUAAAAUUAUUUACAAAAUGUA